Messenger RNA from Panicum hallii, 2251 nucleotides. RefSeq names its product L-ascorbate oxidase homolog. Gene Ontology annotation, molecular function: oxidoreductase activity; copper ion binding. The transcript is spliced from 3 exons. NCBI's taxonomy places the organism in Eukaryota, Viridiplantae, Streptophyta, Magnoliopsida, Poales, Poaceae. The record is from RefSeq and is a predicted model, not a curated record. Bases 245 to 1909 code for a protein of 554 amino acids.
GCCCCUCCACCUGACCCCUUAAAACCCCACACCCCGGGACGUCUUCCAUGGCCUCCUUGUAGACCUACCCGGCCCUAUCUCCACCGCAACUCCUCAUUACAUCCUUCAAGAGAGCACCCACCCACACACUAGGAGAGAGACCAUCGUGCGUCCCCAUCCGGCCGGCCUGCCUGCCUACCUGCCUGCGGCUGCUGGUCGACCGGUGCGGCGUGCUCGGGUGAACGCGAACCAAGCGGGAACGAACAUGGCGACGCCGCGCGUGGCCGCCGGCGUGCUGCUGGUGCUGUCGGCGCUGGCCCUGGCGGGGGCCGAGGACCCUUACCUGUUCUUCGAGUGGAAGGUGACGUACGGGACCAAGACCCUGCUGGGCGCGCCCCAGAAGGUGAUCCUCAUCAACGGCGAGUUCCCCGGCCCCAGGAUCAACUGCUCCUCCAACAACAACAUCGUCGUCAACGUCUUCAACCAGCUCGACCAGCCGCUGCUCUUCACCUGGAACGGGAUGCAGCACAGGAAGAACACGUGGAUGGACGGGCUGCCGGGCACGCAGUGCCCAAUCGCGCCCAACACCAACUUCACGUACAAGUGGCAGCCCAAGGACCAGAUCGGCAGCUUCUUCUACUUCCCCUCGGUUGGCAUGCAGCGCGCGGCGGGCGGCUACGGGGCCAUCACCGUCGUCAGCCGCCUCCUCAUCCCGGUGCCCUUCGACCAGCCGCCGCCGGAGAGCGACCACGUGGUGCUCGUCGGCGACUGGUUCACCAAGGACCACGAGGUCAUGGCGCGCCACCUGGACGCCGGCCGCAGCAUCGGCCGCCCCGAGGGCGUGGUCAUCAACGGCAUGGGCGGCAAGGACCUGGCGGCCGCGCCCAUGUUCACCUUCGAGGCCGGCAAGGCCUACCGCUUCCGCGUCUGCAACACUGGCAUCAAGGCGUCCCUCAACUUCCGCAUCCAGGGCCACGACAUGAAGCUCGUCGAGAUGGACGGCUCCCACACCGUGCAGGACAUGUACGACUCGCUCGACGUCCACGUCGGCCACUGCUUCUCCGUGCUCGUCGACGCCGACCAGAAGCCCGGCGACUACUACCUGGUCGCCUCCACCCGCUUCAUCCACGACGCCCGGUCCGCCUCCGCCAUCAUCCGCUACGCCGGCUCCAACACCCCACCGUCGCCCAACGUGGCCGAGCCGCCCGCCGGGUGGGCCUGGUCGCUCAACCAGUGGAGGUCCUUCCGCUGGAACCUGACGGCCAGCGCGGCGCGGCCCAACCCGCAGGGCUCCUACCACUACGGCCAGAUCAACAUCACCCGCACCAUCAAGCUCCUGGUCUCCCGCGGCCACAUCGACGGCAAGCUCCGGUACGGCUUCAACGGCGUCUCCCACAGGGACGCCGACACCCCCCUGAAGCUUGCCGAGUACUUCAACGUCACCGACGGGGUGUUCAGCUACAACCAGAUGGGCGACGCGCCCCCCGCCGUGUUCGGCCCCCUCCACGUCAUACCCAACGUCAUCACCGCCGAGUUCCGCACCUUCAUCGAGAUCGUCUUCGAGAACCCCGAGAAGAGCAUGGACUCCUUCCACCUCGACGGCUACGCCUUCUUCGCCGUCGGGAUGGGGCCGGGGAAGUGGUCGCCGGAGCUGAGGAAGACGUACAACCUGCUGGACGCGGUGAGCCGGCACACGGUCCAGGUGUACCCGCGGUCGUGGUCCGCGAUCAUGCUGACGUUCGACAACGCGGGCAUGUGGAACAUCCGGUCCAACGUCUGGGAGCGCCACUACCUCGGGGAGCAGCUCUACAUGAGCGUCAUGUCGCCGGCGAGGUCGCUGCGCGACGAGUACAACAUGCCCGAUAACGCCCUCCGCUGCGGCAAGGUCGUCGGGCUGCCGCUGCCGCCGCCCUACGCCCCCGCGCGCUAGGAGACCUGCAGGGCCCUGCCCCCGUUUCCCCGUUGAUUGUGUCGUUCUGACCUCUGACCGAUCCAGCAUUCCUGUGUGUUGUUCUUGACGAAAAUCUCCUGCCUCGGCUGAAUAAGCAACCGGGGCGUAGUACCUGCACCCCCAUCAAAUCAAACUCAAAGAACAAGCAAAUUGAAGACGAGCUUAAAAGAAGCAUAGGGAAUUGAAGGGAACAAGGAACGUCGGCUGGGGUGUCGGCCGGCCGGUAACGCAUGGAUAUAUGCUGUAAUCUUGAGAUGCCCUCUCAAAUCAUUGCAAUGGGAGUUGUAAAACUGUAUCUCCCCGUUUAUACCUACCACAAAA